Plutella xylostella (diamondback moth) is the source of this 1400-nucleotide messenger RNA. It is a transcript of the gene Lsd-2, whose product is annotated as Lipid storage droplet-2. The record is from RefSeq and is a predicted model, not a curated record. NCBI's taxonomy places the organism in Eukaryota, Metazoa, Arthropoda, Insecta, Lepidoptera, Plutellidae. Gene Ontology annotation, cellular component: cytosol; lipid droplet. Gene Ontology annotation, biological process: positive regulation of triglyceride storage; lipid storage.
CGUCAUUAUUAAUUUUGGUUUACGAUAAUAACGUUCAUUAAUUUAAUACGCGAGUCAAAAAAGUUUUAUAAAUCUCGCAGUUGUACGUUUUAAUCGUCAAAGUGCAGAAGACUUGAAUACUGAAACAUUUACAUUACGGAUUGUGCAUUUAUUGAUAAACACAUCUAAGAUGGCCACAGAAGUGAGUGCCCCUCCCUCGGCCAUGCCGCAGCUGCAGUCAGUGCAGAAAGCCAUGGCUCUGCCCACAGUGGAAGCCGCAGUUGGCCAAUUCGGAGCCCUGUACACUAAAGUUAAGGGCGCCCACUCUCUGCUGGAAUGGGCGCUCUCCACGGCCGAGGCCGGCGUGCAGAUGGCGGCCACCACGGCGGCGCCCUACGUGGCGACCCCGCUGGCGGGCGCGGACGCUCGGGUCGCCGCGGCUAUUGACGAGCUGGGCCGCCGCGUGCCGCUCGUCAACCAGCAGCCCAAGGUCAUCGUGGAGACCACCAAGCAGGCCGUGCUGGCGAGAGUCAGCCCUCAUGUUAACAAGGUAUGUGGCGCCCGCAUAGCAGCAGAACAGCGGGUCAAGUCCCUCAAGGACCUCUCCUGGGCCAAGGCCAACGUCUUACUCUCCACGGCUUACGGCCAGAAGGCCAUGCACGGCGUCGACUCGGGAGCUACGUACGCCAUGCAGCUGUUGGACCACUACCUGCCGCCUGUCGCGCAGGAUGCCCCUGCUACUGGUGACAUAGUCCCAGCCACCAACGACCCAGCUCUCCACACGGUGCAGACAGUGGGCCGCCUGAGCGCCGUGGCCGCGCGCCGAGUGUGGUCCAACCUCGUUUACAAAGUCAACGAGCUCAGACAGUCUGGAAUAGAGUUGGACGUCCGCCGCUACAUCGCAGCCCUGCUAGCGGCUCUACACCUGGCAACAGUGACCCGUCACCAGCAACAGCAGGAGAGCUCGCAGGCGGCCCCGCCCACCCUCGCCGAGCCCCGCCCCCCCGCGCACACGCCCCCGCAGGCCCAGGAGACUGUCCCCGCCACCAGCGACCAGGUCAAACCCACCCCGGAGGGCAAGUCGCAAGCGCCGCAAGAGUAUUCACAAAUGGAAUAGUGUAGUCUUUUGUUUUAAUUAUUUUAGUGUUUUUUAAACGCCACUGCAAUUAUAUUUAAACAGUGUAUUUUAGUAGUUAUGGCGCACUCUAGCAUUUAAGGAAACAUUUAUAAUUUCAUUAUAAUUAUUAAUGAUUAGGAAUAUUUAAAAAAAUAAUAUUAUGAAUCUUUUGAGAAAAUACUGCUUAUAAAAGACUGUACCCGCCUUGUCUUUUGAAAUGUUUUUUUCUUAUAAACAUUUAUCGCUUUUUUAUGGCAAAAAGUGUAUCCUGAAUAAAAUCUAAAUAUAUUUAUUUAACUUUGUA